AUGACUGAUAUGAAUGAAAAGAUAAAGAGUGCUUCACAACUGGGAGAAGGAGACAUCAGUGAGCAAGAGCCACAGAAGUUAAUAUAUUUUAAUUACAAUGAAUAUGUGGCUAUUGGAACUAAAGGCAUGGGGAACGAUGAAGAAAUAUCAUUAGUAAUUAAUCAUUUUCCUAAUAUUUAUGAAGAUAUUAAAUCUAGUAUUUAUAAACAAACUAGAAUAAUUAGAAUUCCUAGGAUUUAUGAUACUUUAGAUUAUCCUGAUUUAAUUCCCCAAUUUUCAAAAUUUUAUCCUGGUGAUGAAUCAGGUGCAAUAACUUCGGACGAAUAUAUUAGUGGAGAAUAUGAUGAUGGAGAAAUAUUCAAUGAAAGUUCAAAGAUACAAGGAUUAGAAGAUAUUAUUAGUAAAGAAAAACUUGAAAAGAUUGUUGAUCAUGUUAAUUUAAUGUUGCAAUUAGCCUUUAAUCCGUAUAAUAAAUGGACAUUGCUAGAGAAUGUACUUGAGCUAUUAACUGGUGGAUUGUUCCUACAGAUCUUAAACUUAAUUGGUAUUUAUUCUUAUACUAGAAGAAAAGUUCAACAAUUGGAAGAUUACAUUGAUGGAAUUAAUCAAGAGAAUCUCAAAAAGAAUAUUGAUUAUAAGGUUAUAUCUCCAAGAGUCAGUGGUUAUCUAACAGUAUGUAUCAUCUAA
This is a messenger RNA of Candida tropicalis MYA-3404, 687 nucleotides long. RefSeq lists its product as uncharacterized. The transcript has a single exon. Gene Ontology annotation, biological process: protein targeting to membrane; peptidyl-L-cysteine S-palmitoylation. Lineage: Eukaryota; Fungi; Ascomycota; Pichiomycetes; Serinales; Debaryomycetaceae. The record is from RefSeq and is a predicted model, not a curated record. The coding region runs from base 1 to 687 and encodes 228 amino acids. Gene Ontology annotation, cellular component: extrinsic component of endoplasmic reticulum membrane; endoplasmic reticulum palmitoyltransferase complex.